AUGGUGACUUCGUCGGUAGCACCCCCGUGGAACUCGGUCACCUGCCGCGCAGACAUGUCGCCGGCGGCUGCAAAAAGUUCCGAGGUUGACGCCGCGUCCGCCAUGGUGCGCCGGCGGUCCGUGGCAGCAAAGAUCCCCGAGAGCUCACCUGCCGAGUGCUUUCUGCUGUCGAUGCCGAACUCCCUGGUCCCGCCGGGGGCUCCGCGCCCAGACCUGCUGGGAGGCGCCGUCGACAGCCGCCCGUUGCAGGCGCGGAGCCAUCGCAGCAGCUGUCCCGACCUGCUUCGCGGCGUGAGCAACGACCACGCAGCGGAGCUGAGUCCGCUCGUGUCGCCUUCCUGGCUGUCGCGGAAAAGAAAGGUGCGCGGCGCGCUCGAGGCCCUGGAUUCCAACGACUGUGAAGUGUGGCGGUUCCGGUCCUGCGCGUCAAUCUCCAGUUUGUGUCGGCAGACGUGGGACUGGCCGGAGCUGGGCCGAGACAGUUUUGAAGACGCGCGGAGCGGUUCAGACGUGGACGCGAACGGUGGGGGUUUCGAUCGCCGGACUGUCUCGCCGGCGUCUCAGGAAGAUCUGUCUCCUUUCCGCAGCGGAGGAGAGGAGCACGCGCCGGGGGGGUCUCUGGACGCGGGGCGCGGCGACGCGUGCGAGGCCCUGAAACUUCCCGUCCAGGCCCCGUGCGGAUCGAAGGCGCUGGACAAAGCCGACCGCGAGACGCCUGCGACGCACGCGUCUCAGUUGACAUCGCCGUUUGGAGACUCUGCCUCGACAGGCUUCUCGGACCGGGGCGACUGCGCGCUGUCCCUCUGCGCCGACGACAGCGCGUCCCCGAGUCUCCUCUCCGAGGACGGCGAAGGCCCAGCUGCGCAGGCAGCGCCGCCUGGAGACGCGAGCUGGAAGACGCGCGUCCCGCUCGCCGAGCUGAUGGGGCAUUCCGGCGGCGCGGGGCACGCCUCCCGGCAUGUCGCCCAGGCGCUUUUUCCGGCCCCGCCGGCGCCGUACCUGGCUCAGCUGCUGCAGCUGCAAGACGUCUACGAGGCAGCCUUCCUCGCCGUCGAAGUCCUCCCGGAGCGGUACCUCCAGCGCAUUCAGCAGCUCGACGCGCUCCAGAGCCUCGUGGGGCCGGAGCUGUACACGCGGUGUAGUCACCUCGCGACGGUGCGCGCGAUCUACGUGGAGAGUUGCGACCUCGUCGCUCGGUGCAAAGAGGAACUGCUCGCGCAGCUCGUCGAGGAGGCGACACGCCAUCGGGAAGAGUCGGUCGAGAACGCAGACGACGACGACUGGCCGCCCGAGGACGCCUUCAGCACGCCGCUGGUGAGAUCCUUCUCAGGCACUUCGAGCGGCGGGGGGUUUGCGGCGAGACCUGCAGUCGCGCCGGUCUCGAAGGAAACGCGAGACCCGCGGGCGAUCCUGCGGCGGGUCGCCGAGCAGCUGCAGGCGGUCAAGGCGCUCCAGAGCCAGGUCGGUCCAGAUCUUCUCGAGGGGAUGGCGGAGUUGGUGGCGGAGCUCUGUCGCGGGGAAGCGGGCGAGACCCGCCCGGAGCGGAUUCGCGAGUUCGUGGACCAUUUCCUUCACGCCUUCUUCAGCUGCCGCGUGGCCGCCGAGCUCCAGCGCGAACACUUCUUGACCGCCGUCGAGGGGCGAGACUGCGGAGCGAUCCUCUCGUCCCACGUGGCUGUCGAACACCUCAUUUGCCGCGCAGCGCUCGACGCGCAGGAACUCUCGUUGCACCAUCUGGGAGUCGCCCCGCCUGUCGAAAUCUACAUCUCCGAGCUGCGCAGCGUGGACCAAGAACUCAAGGCCUUCCUCCUCGCGGCAGCCCGCUCCGAGGGCCCCUCCUCCGUGGGCUGGAGCUCCUCGGCGUCUCCCGCGGGGCGCGCAGACGGAUCGGAAGCGGCCCUCGGGACCGACUCGGCCGAGCGCCGUCCUCCCUGGCUGGCGACUCCUUCGGCCGCGAGCGCCAAGACGGGCGCUCAGUCGCCGGUGUCCUCGCCUUCCUCCUCGCUGCCGGCUUCGCCGCUCGGCGAAUCCCCGCGGGAACCGGGUCUCCCCGGAACCGUCCGGUUCCCGUGUUUCUCGUCGUACGCGUAUAGCGGGAUCUUUGAACUGGUGAAGAACGCCAUGCGGGCGUCCGUCGACGCGUGGGCGGCGGCUCCGCGCGCGUCGCAGCCCUCUGGCGACCGCGUGGGACCUCGUGAAGAAGGCGGCAGCACGUGGCGGAGCACGUGCAGUUCGCUCUCGAACGCGUCGCUCUCUCAGGGAAGCCUCGCCGUUCGCGCUCCCUGGCGCCUCGUGACGCUUGGCCGGUCCAGGCGCUUGAGGAAACUGCCGGGACGCCAGCUGGAGUGCGUAGUGGAGCGCAACUCGGCGGGCGAGACGCGAACUGGGCACACGCGCGUCGUCGUGCUGGAAGAGAACGCGCCGUCGUCCGUGAAAGUGAACAUGGUAAAGGUGCUCGGCAGUCUCGUGAUUCAAAUCGAAGACUCCGGCCGGGGUCUGGGCGCCGAGGAACUCGCCAAGAUCUGGUCCUUCGCCUACUCGACCGCGCACGAGAAAAGUACAAAGGGCGUCGCCGUGCGCAACGGAGAGUCCGACGAAGCCGUCCCCGUCCUCGCAGGCUGCGGAGUCGGGCUGCCAAUGAGUCGAGUCCAUGCGCAGAGUCUGGGUGGCGACAUCUUCAUGGAAUCUGCCCAAGGGGUCGGCACGUGCGCGUACAUGUGUUUGUCUAACUUGCAAGAAUUCCGAAACGAAGCCUUGAAGACGCACGGCAGAAACCACCGGGAACUGCUGGACGGUCUGCACGUACAGCCCCUCUCGUGCGCGGAGACGACCUCGAUGCUCGCCUCCACGCCGCCCCCGAUGGUUGUGAAGGCCCGCGGCGUGGGUUCGCUACCCUCGGCGUUCUCGCAGCUCGUCUAG
Neospora caninum is the source of this 2919-nucleotide messenger RNA. Its product is annotated as putative pyruvate dehydrogenase (lipoamide) kinase. Gene Ontology annotation, molecular function: pyruvate dehydrogenase (acetyl-transferring) kinase activity. Gene Ontology annotation, biological process: regulation of glucose metabolic process; protein phosphorylation. The transcript has 2 exons. Gene Ontology annotation, cellular component: mitochondrion. Lineage: Eukaryota; Apicomplexa; Conoidasida; Eucoccidiorida; Sarcocystidae. The record is from RefSeq and is a predicted model, not a curated record. The coding region runs from base 1 to 2919 and encodes 972 amino acids.